GGGGCGGGCCUGCGAGUGCGGCGCUGGGCCGGGCAGGGCUGGGCCGCGCCGCGGCUGUCUCUGAGGCGCGGGGGAUGGACGAGGGUCACCGCGGCGGGCACAGGCGACGGGCUGCUCAGAUUGCCACCUCUCUCUAAGUAUCAGGAAGGCUCUGGAACAUCUUCAACAAGACAGACGUUGAAUGUUUUGCAUCAACACUUUGGAUUUUCGAAUGUGAAUUGGAACUACUUUAUUUCCAGGCUUCCAUUCUUUUUAUUGAUCUGUGAGUCAGAAUCCAGAUAUUUUGGUUUCCUGGUUUUCAUUCUUUGAUGGCUCUUUCUGACAUAAUACGCUUUGAAAAUACAUAGGUGUUCUCUUCAAAGUAUAUUCAGAAGAGAGGGUUGGUGUGUUGAAAAAUCCCUUUAAAAAGCUGCAAGUUCAUCUGAGCCUCUGUGUAUCUGUGGAUGACACUCUGUGGAUGACUCCAAGGACUGCAUAUUUCCAUUUUCUUGGAGUUAGUCUUCCACAACUGCUUUAGGAGAGUUUGCUGGGAUGGGUAAUCUUCUUAAGGUCCUUACCAGGGAAAUUGAAAACUAUCCACAUUUUUUCCUGGAUUUUGAAAGAACCAAAUGGGAAAUCUUUUAAAAGUUCUCACUUGCACAGAGCUUGAUCAGGGGCCAAAUUUUUUCCUUGACUUUGAAAAUGCCCAGCCCACAGAUGGAGAAAGAGAAGUAUGGAAUCAGAUCAGUGCAGUUUUACAGGACUCAGAAAGUAUGCUUGCAGAUCUUCAGGCUUACAAAGGAGCUGGACAAGAAAUUAGAGAUGCAAUACAAAACCCCAAUGAUAUCCAGUUGCAAGAAAAAGCAUGGAAUUCAGUGUGUCCUCUGGUCGUGAGGCUGAAGCGCUUUUAUGAGUUUUCACUGAGAUUAGAAAAGGCCCUGCAGAGCUUACUGGAAUCUUUGACAUGCCCACCCUAUACUCCAACUCAACACCUGGAACGGGAACAGGCUCUGGCUAAAGAGUUUGCAGAAAUCUUACAUUUUACUCUUCGUUUUGAUGAACUUAAGAUGAGAAACCCAGCAAUUCAGAAUGACUUCAGUUAUUAUAGGCGGACGAUAAGUCGCAACAGGAUAAACAACAUGCAUCUAGACAUCGAGAAUGAAGUCAACAAUGAAAUGGCCAAUAGGAUGUCCCUGUUUUAUGCAGAAGCGACACCAAUGCUGAAAACACUCAGUAAUGCAACUACACAUUUUGUAUCAGAAAACAAAACACUGCCAAUCGAAAAUACAACAGACUGCUUAAGUACUAUGGCUAGUGUAUGUAAAGUCAUGUUGGAAACACCAGAAUACAGGAGUAGAUUCACCAGUGAAGAGACUCUUAUGUUCUGCAUGAGAGUAAUGGUGGGAGUUAUCAUACUGUAUGAUCACGUUCAUCCUGUGGGAGCUUUCUCAAAGACAUCAAAGAUUGAUCUAGUGCAAUUCAUGUAUUAUUGUUCAGUAGUGGCAUGCUUCUGUUCCCAGAUGAAGGGAUGCAUAAAAGUUUUAAAGGAACAACCACCUGACACUGUGGAAGGACUUCUGAAUGCUCUCAGGUUCACUACAAAACACCUGAAUGAUGAAUCUACUUCCAAACAAAUCCGAGCUAUGCUGCAGUAGUGUCUUGAGACGAGUUAGAUGUUUGUAUUGACCACAGAAGAUGUGUAUGUUUACAUAAUUUAAUACGGUUUGAUGUUAAUACUUGUGUGUAUUUACAUAACCAUUUUCUUCACAUUGCUAAAAUAUAUGAACCUGUAGUCAUAACCCAACUGACUAUAUAUAAUGCAGUCUAAGUUUAUAUGCUAGCCUUUAUCUUUUGACCUUUACAAUACUUUUUUACUUAGAUACUCUAGCUGAAAGAGUUUAUCUGUGCAUUUUAAUUCUUAAAUGCCUUCUCUGGAAGAUAAAAUGAAAAUCAGAUAAACUGAAAUGUCAAAGUUGCCAUAGGAGACGAACUUUAAAGAAGGAGGAAGUUAAUAAAAGAGAAAGUAAAAUUGUAGGUAUAGGAUAAUACCUGAAUGUUCAUCAGCCUCAUUAAAUAUGUUGUUUUUCCUGUAAUUAGUGGAGAUCUAUCUAAUUUUAAGGGUUAUGUGCUGGCCGACAUCCAAAAAUGUAUUGCAAAAGAGGUCAUUUUGCCUCUUUUAAUAUGUAUAGCCUGUUCUUUUCCACCACUGGGAAAAUUAAUACUCUUUUUCAGAUAUUAUUUAAAUAAAUAUAAAAUGUGCUUCGAGACCAUUGCUAGAUUUUGAAAAUUCUGAUUAAUUUUAUUAGAUUUAGAAAGGUAAGGGAAAAUGCUAAUGUCUUGACUUUAAAAGAAAGGGUUUUGCAGUGUAAAUACAUCAUGGUAAACAUUAUCUGUUAGAGACAGCUGUACCUGGUAAAGAAUUUUUUUUUAAUUAUAUUUUUUUCUUGCUAAUACAAAGUUGAAUAAAGCAGAACAGUCUUCUGUAGCAGUAGACUUCCCUAGUGUCAAAUUGGUUUCAUCAGACUAGGGAUGAUAUAAAGAAGUUUCGUGACCUGAGCUGUUCCUAGGCACUCUAUCAAUUUCCUUGAUAGUAAUAUUCAUCAGCUGAUUCAGAAUCAGCAUGGGUAUGUUUCAGCUCACUGCUUUUCACUGUUUUUCUAGAUGUGAUUGAUGCUUCGAGGAGUUGAUUUCCUUACUCAGUUGGUUGUUCUUACCUUCUAGUAAUUUUCUCCAGUAAAUGGAAUAGAAAUAUCUUGCCAAAAGCAGCAAAGUGUUUGUGCUCUGUUAAGUGUCUUUUCUGAGUGAUCUGCAAUUGCUGUACAUAUUCUUGCAGAGGUCACGUUCUGAAAAUAUGUUCAAUUGUGUACUUUGCAUAUGUGUGAAAACUCCAGUGCUUGUGCACAGGUUCAGAUUUGUCUGUUCUUGUGUACGUAAAUCAGAGGUUGUGUGCUGUCACUGGAAUUUUCAUGCUUUACACUUCUGAAAAUAUUAACUGUAAGAGUUUGAAGAUGCAUUUGGUCUGCUAAAACUCAGCUGCGCUGUUACAAAUUUAGUCCAUGAACUCUGUCCAUAAACAGUAUUACUAUCAUAAGUUCUUUAGGAUUGCCUUAGAGUUUAUUUGUGAGAAAAAUUACCACUAUGAGGUUUCUCAGAUGUCAUGAGAACCCACAGCAUUAUACAUGUAAUGAUGCAGGAAAGCACUGCAACCGUAGAGUUCAUUUCAUGGAUCUGCAGUUUUAGCAGAUCACUAUGUUAUCAUCAGGAACAGAAUUAGAAAUUGCUGGUUGUUUUUCUGGAAGCAGUGAUCACACUGCUAUUUUAUAGUAGUAAAACCACUGUUUACAAACUCCAUUUUUAAUGGGGAAGCAUUUACAAAUAUGUAUUAGGGGAAAUUCUGUUUUGUUCAUAGUCACUUUCAGUUAGGUAAAUCAAGAGGAAUUACAGAUCAUUCUAUUGACUUUUGUUAUCUAAUGUUAAUACAUGCUCACCUGAAAUCGCUUGUCAAACAAUGAAGUCUUUAAGUCACCCAGAGGAAAGUUGUUCAUCACUUAUGUAAUAAAAAUGUAAACUUUAAAGCAUUCUGCAAGUUGUCAUGUGCUGUUUGCUGAAACCACUGAAUUUCUUUGCCUGCUGUGAUGUUUUUGUACAGAAGUUUGUUGGAAAUAAUAAAAAGUUUGGUACAGUAA
Messenger RNA from Gallus gallus (chicken), 3665 nucleotides. RefSeq names its product family with sequence similarity 49 member A (gene CYRIA). The record is from RefSeq and is a predicted model, not a curated record. Gene Ontology annotation, molecular function: small GTPase binding. Bases 609 to 1634 code for a protein of 341 amino acids. Lineage: Eukaryota; Metazoa; Chordata; Aves; Galliformes; Phasianidae. The transcript is spliced from 16 exons. Gene Ontology annotation, biological process: regulation of actin filament polymerization.